UGUGGUACAAGGUUUUGCAAUACAUCACUUUACAAGAAACGUCAAGCAAGAUUUUUGAAAACUAAUUUUUGUCUUGUCUUUGACAUAACCUCAAAUUGGAACCGCUCCCGCUAAUUGUUUACAAUUUUACAUUGAUUAAAAAUAGUUCAUAUUUUGAUUUGAUAUCUAUCAGAUUUGGACCCGUAUAUAAAAAUCUGGUAGCAAUGGCUGACGAUGGGGAAAAUGUAUCUGUAAUGACCGUAAAGGAACCACUGGAUCUCAUUAGACUUAGCUUGGAUGAAAGGAUAUACGUGAAGAUGCGCAAUGAGCGUGAAUUGCGAGGAAAACUUCAUGCCUAUGACCAGCAUUUGAAUAUGGUUCUUGGUGACGCUGAGGAAACCAUAACAACAGUUGAAAUUGAUGAGGAAACAUAUGAAGAAGUCUACAGAACAACUAAAAGAAACAUUCCUAUGUUAUUUGUAAGGGGUGAUGGUGUCAUACUUGUAUCCCCACCCGUAAGAGUUGGUGUAUAAAUAAGUUUAAUUUAAAUUAAGUUAAAAUAAAAGCCUCUUUAUCAUACA
Molecule: messenger RNA, 560 nt
Organism: Trichoplusia ni (cabbage looper)
Lineage: Eukaryota; Metazoa; Arthropoda; Insecta; Lepidoptera; Noctuidae
Gene: LSm3
Product: U6 snRNA-associated Sm-like protein LSm3
Exons: 3
Coding region: 204-512 (102 amino acids)
Biological process (GO): mRNA splicing, via spliceosome; P-body assembly
Cellular component (GO): P-body; precatalytic spliceosome; U6 snRNP
Molecular function (GO): RNA binding
Source: RefSeq, a predicted model, not a curated record